Messenger RNA from Zophobas morio, 1799 nucleotides. RefSeq lists its product as uncharacterized. Bases 132 to 1799 code for a protein of 555 amino acids. The record is from RefSeq and is a predicted model, not a curated record. NCBI's taxonomy places the organism in Eukaryota, Metazoa, Arthropoda, Insecta, Coleoptera, Tenebrionidae. The transcript is spliced from 3 exons.
UUCAACUCAUACUUAUUUUGUGAUUAAGUUAUUGAUUUGUAAUUGUACAAAUUGUGAUUGUUUUUACAAGUUUUGUAGCCCAGUUGGUUACGUUAAAUUGGGGAAUCCCAUGUACCGCCAAGUAAAACAAAAUGGACGAGAAGGAAUUCAAAGAGUGUUUAAAAAUUCACGGAUGUGAGUCUAGUGAAGAAGGCAGCGAGAGCGAUUCAAAAGUAAAUUUAGACGAUGUGUACGAGGCGUUUAAACCUUCUCCUACUUUAAUUGAUCCAAAAAGACACACAAUAAUCGAAGUUGGUGCCAAUGAAAAUAGCGAAAAAUUAUCAAAGAGCCAGAAAAAGAGACGGAGGAAAAAGUUGUUUGAAGAACGUCACAAAAAAGCUAAAUUAAACGAUGGAGUAAACGAUGAUGAGAUUUGUACUAGUGAAGACUAUUGUGAGGAACCAAGCAGCUGUGACAUUCCCACUGUUCCUGAAAACGUUGAAGAUUUUAAACCAGAAUCGAUAACCUAUGUGGAAGAAUAUAGUUUGGACGAUGAGGAAGGAGUUAAUAUUGGGCAAGGACGUAACAACAGUACUAAAACCAACGAAUAUAAUACCAGUGUUGUUGAAAAUGGAACACCGACACAUUAUGUCGGUCAAGGUGCCAAGAAAAAAAGAACAAGACGAAAGAAAAGUAAAACGUCAUUAUGUAGCGACACUACGCAAGAACAAAAUUCCCCAUCAUCAGGACCAAACGUCCAAGACAACCAAAUUGGGAAUUACAGCUUGGCAACCAUCGGGGUUUGUAAAGAUCUGUUUAAUUGUGUACUCAUCUUCAUUGAACGUAAUCCGGAAAACCCCCUCGGUAUAUUGCUAACCUUUGAAACUUAUUUAAAAGAGGUUAACAACACUAUCGGCAUCUACUUGACACCUGGCUCCAGCUGCAUUGUCCAUCUUAUUAAAGUUAUUGCGUUGAGGUAUGAAGAAUUUUUAAACGAGUUAAAAGGUAAAGACGCCGAGUUCAUCGUGAAUCAAUUCCUUUGGGAUUUAGCCAAGAUUAUCGUGUGCAUUGUUCUAGGGGAAUCAGAGACGGAUUUAUUGAGACCUAUUAUGAACAUAUAUGAGGGUUUUAUUUUUUAUUGUUUGGGUUUUAUUUUGAUUCAGUUUUGCGAAAUGAUAAGGCUUAUGAUUUAUGAUAAAACCGAAAUUCCGUGUCAGAACCCGUUUGAGGUGGUGAAAUCCGAACUAGAUGAACGUUGUUGCAACAUGUUGCCUUUUAUAAAUCUAGCAAAAUGUUUUGAGAAAAAAUUCUUCCAGAACGCAGCAACAAAUCAUUUAGUAGAAAAAACAGAAAUCUCCACAAAAUUAUCAUUUUCCAUAAGUCCUAUAUUACAAUUAGGCGCAAACCAGCCCCUGUCACGCCCAAUUCUAAUUAAGUAUUUGCGCGUUCAAAAUGUCUACUUCAAUGAAGAAUUUGUGACAACUGAAAACAGAUCGCAAAAAUUGAGACAAGCUUUUCUGGACGUUGGCGAUUUGCCUCAAAUUUAUGACAGAGAUACCAAGAGUAUUGAUUUUAAUAGUGAAAAAUUACAGGAUUGUGUUGGGUCAUUUUGUGUUCCAGCUAGAAAUGUGACCCUUAUCGAUUAUCCUAUAAUGUUGGCUAUGCAAUUCUGUGAUAUCAACCAGCUGGUGGGGGCGGUUAUUUUUUCACUCCUUUUUAAGAUCAUGUGGUGGCUCGAAACAGUUGUUGUUUACAUAGACGUAAUUUGUUUAAUAUUUUUUCUUUUAUAUUUUUGUACCUAUUUUGUCAUUAAAUUUUGA